This is a messenger RNA of Labrus bergylta (ballan wrasse), 1745 nucleotides long. The record is from RefSeq and is a predicted model, not a curated record. NCBI's taxonomy places the organism in Eukaryota, Metazoa, Chordata, Actinopteri, Labriformes, Labridae.
UCCUGACCUCUGUCUCUGAGCGGGAGUUCAUUGAGGGGCGAAGACGUGCUCUCCACAGAUUCCUUAACCUGGUGGCGCGGCAUCCCUUCUUCUCAGAGGACGAGCUGGUCAAGACUUUCCUCACCUUCAGCGGCUCCGAUGUUCAGACUAAGCUGCGUGACAUUUACAAGAAAACGGGCGACGAGUUCAUGACCAACAGAAUUGCAACACUAGCAAAGGAAUAUCUCCCAUCUGACAUUCAAGCCCAGUUCUCGACAAGCAGAGAGCUGAUCAGAAACAUCCACAACAGUUUCAACAAGCUGCGCGACAGAGCCGAGAAAAUGGCUGAGCGCUCGAAGGAGAAUGCCACAGAUCUUCUCAUGUUUGGCAGAGAACUCAGUACGCUGGGCUCAGACUCUUCGUCUCUUCCCUCCUUGGCCUCCUCGCAGAGCACCUGGGGGACCCUGCGUCAGUCUCUGAAGAGUCUGUCUGUGGAGUUCGCUGUGUUGUCUGACAAAGCUGCUCAGCAGGGCAGACGGGAAGAGGAUGAUGUCGUGGAAAAACUGAAUGUUUUCCUGGAUUUGCUCCAAUCAUACAGAGAUCUGUGUGAACGUCACGAGAAGGGCGUGCUCCACGAGCACCAGAGAGCUCUGCACAAGUACGGCAUGAUGAAGAGGCAGAUGAUGAGCGCCUCGGUGCAGCCCAAAGAGCAGGCGUCUGUGGAGCAGCUGGAGUCAAGAAUUGUUCAGCAAGAAAACGCCAUUCAGACCAUGGAGCUGCGGAACUACUUCUCCCUGUUCUGCCUUCAUCAGGAGACCCAGCUUAUCUUCAUCUACCUUCCAAUCACAUCCCACAUUCUGGGCGCUUUUGUUAACUCUCAGGUCCAAGGACACAGAGAGAUGGGCGAGGUUUGGAACGACCUCCAGCCAAAGCUCGGGUGUCUUUUUGGUGCUAAUAAUGGACUUAAGCCCCCCAUAUGAAAAACCUGAAAACUCGAGGAGGAGAGAAACACAGCCAGGGAUGAGGAACACAACCAGGAAAAAUAAAAAUAACAGACAAUGUGCAACGCCAAACUAUUCGAUCUUCUACAAAGUCGUCCAACAUUCCAGUUAAUAAGAGGAUUUCUUUUUAGAAAUGUAAACUGAGUAUCUACUUCUUCAAUUGUUUUUGGAUUGAUCAUCAACUAUGGAACUGGAAAAAGAUAACGGGCUCAUAAAUCAGACAUUUCAUGCUCGGCUGGAUGACGAAAUAAUUUCCACUUCAAAAUCAAGAAAGGAAAAAAAAAAAGCCUCAUGUUAAAUGUUAUUUUACAAGGGACCAGCCAGCAUGUCAGCUGUGAAGGAUGACAGUAUAUUCUUGCAUUCCAACUAAUUUCUAAAGGCAUCUGUUUAUAUGUUAACCUUGUAAGAAGUUUUAUACACUUAGAUCGUUGAGUAAAUGUAGGAGGGAUAGAAAGUUUGACUGUUAAAUGUUGAGGUUAUUCUAAAUCUCCAUUCCUGAAGGUUUCUGGUUUUACACACAGAAUCAUUUUACACCAAUGUAUUUUUGAUACAGAUGUCAGUUUGUAAGGCUGUGGAGCCGCACGCUUUUGAUUCUCUUUCUCUCGCUGUAAUGGAGCAACAUAUUUGCAAUUUCUGCUUUCCUGUUUCAGUUUGUCAGCUGUUUUAUAAAAGCCUGUUCUCAAAGUGAACAAUACUACAAAGGGCAGAUCUUUGACCUGUGAAAUGGCACAAUGUAAAAAAAAAAAAAUAAAACACUAUAAGCUA